Messenger RNA from Diabrotica virgifera virgifera (western corn rootworm), 9345 nucleotides. Its product is annotated as myelin transcription factor 1-like. Gene Ontology annotation, biological process: regulation of transcription by RNA polymerase II. The transcript has 7 exons. Gene Ontology annotation, molecular function: RNA polymerase II cis-regulatory region sequence-specific DNA binding; DNA-binding transcription factor activity, RNA polymerase II-specific. The record is from RefSeq and is a predicted model, not a curated record. Bases 421 to 1716 code for a protein of 431 amino acids. NCBI's taxonomy places the organism in Eukaryota, Metazoa, Arthropoda, Insecta, Coleoptera, Chrysomelidae.
AUAUUCAUGCAGAACUCUAUUUUUCCAUUGAGCAUGUCAUCCAUCGUUAUGUUAUUCUAGCAACCUUUGGUUUGGUGCGUUCGCGUAUCGAAUUCCGUUAAAUUAAUUUAUUGAAUAUAAUUUUAUCAUGUACAAAUUUCAUACCUUUGGGGAUAAUGCAGCUAUUACCGACACAUUAUAUUUAAUAAUUGUUUCUAUUCAGUCGUAUGUAUCCUUGAGUUUGGAGAUGUAUAUUAAAUAUAACGUACACCUACCUAUUCCAAGAGUGCCGGAGUCAAGUCAACGAACAAACUAUUUCAAACAAGUUAUGGCGAUUUCGUGAGAAAGCAGACGCCUUGAUGAGAAUAGAUUUUUAGUUAUCGCAAGUGUUGAGAACCUCAAUAGCAAAAUAGAUUUGCGGGCCUUAUUUUUCACUUCAAAAUGUCUGCUAACCAGUAUACUAUUAGAGAGAUUGUGGACUAUCAGUCUACCCAUAAUGCAAGUAGUGCCGAUGACGAAAAUGACACCGCAUCGGACGAAGAACAAGUACCCAUUAUGUACCAAUACGAAAUGGUGGGCCCAUUGGAAAGGACAGUAAAGCGACGAGGCCAUCUUCCUAAAGAAGCGGUUAAAAUUCUAAAAAAUUGGUUAUACGAACACAGAUUCAAUGCAUAUCCUACGGAAAUUGAAAAACAGAUUUUGUCACAAGAAACGAACCUGACGGUUCUUCAAAUCAGCAAUUGGUUUAUAAACGCCAGAAGGAGGUACCUUCCCGAAAUGAUGAAACGUGAAGGCUAUGAUUCUGUCCACUACACGAUCACCAGGCGACGGCGAGCGUCUUCUUCGCCCCGAAAUUCGUCAGAUGGCAACCCAUUAGUGGGAGAUGGAGUCUAUUACAAGAAACCUAAGAAGAUGAUCCGCUUCGAUCGGGUGGACGGUGAAACCGAGUUCGAAGUAGACGCCGAUGGUUUCGUAGAGGCCAAGCCACAACAAUUGACUAUGAGCACACCGGGAAGGAAGUUUAACCCUUGGAAUCCAGACGUACACUAUGGCUUAACUGUAAAUGCUGCAGAAAGAAGUCGACCAGAGACACUUCAAGUGGUACAGCCUCAACAGGUUAUGCAAACAGCUACUCCCACAGCCAGUUCGAAUAAUCCCUUCCCUUCAAAUUUAGUAGUGGUGAAAACUGCUUCAGGAAAGAACAUCGUGUUGAAGGUUAUAUCCCAAUCAACGGAGAUUCCCAAACAGUACCUACUGAAAUCGAAGAAAUCCGCCACACCCGUGGUAGCACCGCUCGUAGAAGUCGUUAAUGAAGUGCCUAUGGGAAACCAAUUGUCGUUGGAUGAACACGAAGUAAUUGCCGGUGGAGAAGAAGGAAUUAUGACAGAGGAAGAUACAGAAAUUGAAGGUGUCGAAGAAUUGGAAACGAUAGAAGGAAUAGAAGAAGAGGAAGUGGAAGAAGUGGAAGGUAUCGAUGAAUCCAUGAUUGAAGCUGAAGAUGAAGAUUUAGUUGAGACUGAUAUGGUGGCUGUUGAAGAAGGCGAGGAAAUCUACAUGCCCGAAGAAAUAGAAGAAGAGGAGGAGGAAGUUUUCGUUAAUGAGGUAACGCUUGAGGAAGAAGUGAACGAAGUGACAAUUGGAGAAAACGAAGUAUUGAUCGAUGAAGAAACAGUCGAGGAAGAACCACCCGAGGAAUACGAUACUGUGUUAAUAAAACAGGAAAUAGAAGAAGAAUAAUACUAUAUUUAGAUAAAUUGUGUUUAAAACCAUAGGCUAUAGAUUAUUGUUUAAGAUUCUCUCCCAUUCUUACGAAGUAGGUGCUAUAAACUCUCGAACGACAUGGAAAAAAUAAACAUAAUUUUUGUCCUUUUUACCUUUUCAAUACAAUGUCAAUAAACUUUUAUUUUAUAUUAUCUGCAAUGUGACCGAUUUGUAUUGGAGACACCACUGUAAAAUUAGGAUGCAUUGUUCAAUAUCGACUAAGUUCUUUUUUAUAAUGUUACAUUAACAAAUAUUAUGAUUUUUCGUAAUCGAAAAUAGAAAAGGGAACAUCCAUAAGCUAUGUUGUAAAAAAUUUGGACUUUUUAAUACCCUUCCUCUCCUUUGUCGUAAAGCGUCGCGUAGUUUACAGUUGAAACCCCCCCCCCCCCUGAUGUCGACGUCGCAAUUGCAAAUCAUGACCCCCCCACCCUUGUCAAUAUUUCUGGAGAGUAUGUUAUUUCUAUAUAUAGUCCAUCAUACUUAAAAGAUUAAAAAAAAACAAGGUUGAAUUUCGCAGGCUUUAGACCAGAAUCCUCCUGCAUAGACCAUGUUAAUACUGUGGGAGUAAGAAUGGAACAAUCGGUUGAAUGGAACACACCUUUUUGUUGAUUUCGAACAUGCCUUUGGCAGCUUAUCUCAUGCUGCUAUAUGGAAAAUUUUAGAGCUAAGAAACAUUCCGCAUAAAAUAAUUUCCAUUAUAAAGUCACUGUGCCCUGAGGCAAAAUGCAGCGUGACACACAAUGGGAUCAACAGUGACGAAUUUUACGUACUUACUGGUGUCAGACAGGGAUGCGUGCUUUCUCCGUUUCUUUUUAACAUAGCUAUAGAAUAUGUUCUCUGCAAACUAGACUCCGACACAAGAGGGAUACAAUGGAUGCAAUACUCCGACGAUAUCUGCCUAUUAGGACAAAGGUUCCAAGAUGUGCGACCAUUACUAUCAACAACAUGCAGAUUGAAAAUGUAGAAAACUUUACGUAUCUCGGAAGUGUCAUAACAGAAAACGGAGGUACAUAAGUCGAUAUCUGUAUGAGGAUAUGAAAAGCUCAACAAGCAUUCAGCAUGCUCAACCCUGUUUAGAGGUCUGGCAAGUAUUCUACAAGGACAAAGAUCCGAAUAUUCCAGUCAAAUGUCAUGUCUGUUCUACUCUACGGAUGUGAAACCUGGAAAGUGACAAAAACCCUUACAAACUGCAGGUCUUUGUUAACAAACGUCUACGAAGAAUUGUUCAUAUUUUCUGACCAAACAUCAUCAGAAACUAAGAUCUAGUACACCUGGCCCAAUAAAAGCGGGUAGAAAAUGAAAUAAAGUACAGAGACUGCCCUAGAGUGGAAUCCCCAAGGAAAAAGGGGUGGCCCUGCACAAACUUGCAGAAGAUCCAUCAUGGACGAGAUAAGAGGUCAAGGAAAGUCUUGUAAUGAGGUGAAGGCCUUAGCUCAAAAUAGAACCCCCUGUCGUAUACCGUCGUAAAAAGCAGUCCCUCUUCUCUACGACGCGACGUAGUUUAUGGAUGUUAUCUCCACAUAAUUAUAACUAAAAUUAAAAAAAAAUCUUUAAUAAUAGGGAAGUUGUUCUGCAGAAUUUUUCCUCAAAUGUUUUAUUGCAGCUAUUGGUGUCAUUAUAGUUACGCUGUGAAAACACAGAAAAUUAUCAGCCUUUACUAUAAAUUUGUUCCCACUAAAAUUUGUAACAAUGUGCCUGAAAUUUUUAAACGUCUUAAAGAAAUUACAAUCUCAAUCUGUUUCGUUUUUCACUCACUUCUACUAAGAGAAUCAAUGCCUGUAUCUAUUGGAAACUAUCCACUAUUUACUGAGACGCGUUUUGACAGAUUCAUAGUAGGAAACCUACAACACAAAAAUUCCUACCUUUCGCUAUUAACAGGUCAGAUAACCUUACUCUUUCAUUAAAAAAAGAAGAAUUAUUGGAAAUACUGUUAGUAAUAUACUAAACUCAUAACAUUUUGUGGAAUUUAUUUCUUCAAAAUAAUUUUAUUUUGUACAAUAAAUAACUUUCUAUGUUAUCAAUCUUCUUCUUUACGUGCCAUCUCCGCGACUGAGGUUGGCAAUCAUCAUUUCUAUUCUGAUCUUAGAUGCUGCUGCUCUGAAUAGGUGAUGUGCAUCCGUACCAUUCCCUCAAGUUACGCAACCAUGAGAUUCUUCUCCUUCCUACACUUUUCUUGCCCUGGAUUUUCCCCUGUAUAAUUAAAUGAAGUAUGUUGUAUCUCUCAUUACGCAUAACAUGCCCCAGGUAUUGCAGCUUUCGUGUCUUGAUGGUUUCCAAUAUUUCCAGUCUUUUGUUGGCUCUUCUCAUGACUUUGUUGUUUGUCACACGCUCGGUCCAUUAUAUCUUCAGGAUUCUUCUAUACACCCACAGUUCAAAUGCUUCCAACUUUUUAGUAGUCGACGCGUUAAGUGUCCAUGCUUCUAUCCCGUAAAGCAGAGUCGAGAAAAUAUAACACCUUGCCAGCCUAACUCUCAAGUCUAAUUUCAGUUCUCUUGCACAAAGUAUCUUUCUCAUUUUAUUGAAGUUUGUUCGUGCUUUCUCUAUUCGAACUUUGAUUUCUUUGGAGUAAUCGUUUGUGUGAUUAAUUAUUGUGCCAAGAUAGUUGUAGCAUUGUUUAUAUAGGGAUAGUUGGUCAGCCCAAUAGGAAAAUUUGUUUGAUUCAAAUUGAGACAAUCACCAGAUGUCCCCACAAUUUCUGUCAGGGUCGCAACGUCAAAAUGCAAUAGACACCAAGUUGGAUACCAUUAACACCCCAACUCGCAUACAUAUUAAGAAAAAUAAAUAUGUAUGGAAGAAUAUAUUUAGAAAUUGAAUUAAUGAUGUCAUGCUAUUAUAUAUAUAAUGUAUAGUAGCAUGACAUCAUUAAUUCAAUUUCUAAAUAUACUCUUCUAUAUAUUUAUUUUUCUUAAUGUGUAUGCGAGUUGGGGUGUUAUGAAUAGGAUCGUUCCAACUUGGUGUCUAUGCAUUUUGACGUUGCGACCCUGACAGAAAUUGUGAGGACAUCCGGUGACUGUCUCAAUUUGAAUCAAACAUAUUUACCUAUUGGGCUGACCAACUAUCUCCCUACAGUGGUAGUAGUUUUCAACUUGUUCUAAAGUUUUACCUUUAAUUGUCAGGCUUUCAUCAUUAUUUUGGGUUUUUGGUAUCCUCAUAAAUUUAGUUUUCUUGAUGUUUAUUGAUAAUCCAUAUUCUUCUCCAUACUCAACUAUCUUGUUCAUUAGCUUUUGGAGGUCUUGAAUGUUGUCUGCUAUUAUGAUUGUUAAUUGUAAAUUGGCGUUCCAUUUACCUUUAUUCCUGCUGUUUCUCCCUCAAGAGUUCUUUUCAUAAUUUCUUCAGAGUAUGCAUUGAAUAGUAGUGGUGACAAUACGCACCCCUGUCGCACUCCUCUUUUAAUUUCGAACUCUUCUGAUGUGUGUCCAUUAAUGCGUAUGUGUGCCUGUUUAUAAUAUAGAUUUGUUAUAAUUCGAAGGUCAUUGUAUUGUAAUUGUUUUGCUUUGAGGACGUCCAUUAGCUGUUUGUGGCGGACUUUAUCGAAAGCCUUGUUGUAAUCUAUGAAACAGAACGUACAUCCUGGUUCACAUGUUAUCAAUACAUUAUAUUUAUUAUGGUGUAAAUAAAUAAUUAUUGAUUGGCAUAAUAUUUAUGUUAUUUACGUUUGUUUACUCAUAUUAUUGGCCAUGAGUAUGUGUGCUUGGUUGUAUAGUAAUUUCCGGCCACGUCUAGUCUGUCAAAAUGUUACUAACUUCACACUAAAAAACAAUCACAAAAAUUACUAGACAGUUGUGUCUCAGAUUAGCGAACCUAUAUACAUGUAUAUAUGUUUUCUGUGAAACACAGACUUUUGUAUUUCAAGUUUCAAGUAUUUAUGUUUGAGUAUAACUUUCAAGUCGUCGAAAAAAUACUCUCACAAGAUUGGGGUAACACGUUUCUCGAUCACAUUUCUGGAACAUUCGUUCUUCAAAAUAAUCGUAGUUUCAUCCACUCUUUCAGGAUAGUAAAGAUUAAUCCCCAAAAAAAUUUCCUAAAGUUUAAUAAUACGCUCGCUACGUAAACUUUCUUUGUUUGAAACAUCACUGUGGAUCACUUUUCUGUGAAUUCCCAACUGUUGAAUGGCUAAAAUUUUGCACAAAGAUGCUAGAAUACGUUUCUAUCGUAAACUGACCAUGCUGAGUAUUUUAUGACAUCUUCUUCGUAAGUAGUUGACAGAGUGUGACUUAAAGCAAAUCAGUGAUUUUGACACACUCCAAUAGUAUUUAUUUAUUUGAGAUCGGUAUGGUAGUACUUUGUUGUUAAUUACUUUAAUAAACAAAAAGACAAAGAUACAUAAUCAUCGAGAAUGUAACUUUUAUUAUUUAAUUUGAGACUAAAUUAGAAAUAAAUUUUUUUAGUUUUAUUCACAAGUUUUAAAGAAUUUAGAUUUACAUUUUGUAUUAGAUGUUUUCAAUCAAUACCCCACGUGGUUUUCAAGUUAAUAUUUAAUGUUGUAGAUUCAAAUCUUUAACAUCCGACUGACAAGAUCACAUCUGGUUCGCCCAUCUCUAUUAAGGCGGAAAUACACCAUUUAAUUCGGUUGAACAAUGUGGAUGAUUCAAUUACAUUGUUCAACCAAAUUGAAAGGCAUACAUAUACACGCUUCAAUUUAUUCUUCAUUCAAUUCGGUUGAACAAUGUGGAUGAUACAAUUACAUUGUUGUUGGUAGUUCUGCCAUAUAGAUCUUGUUCGAAUACUUUUUAUUUUUAAUUUUUAUUGUCAUUUUCCGAAAGUUCCGCAAUAUUUAAUCCCGAUAAAAGGGGUCUUUAUUGCCUUCUCUCUCAAUACACUGUUUUUUUUAUAAUUUUCUGAUUUGUUAUUCCAGAGGCACUCGUGAUUUUUAUAUAAGUCGAGAAAUAUCGGAGUCUCUUCGUCUUUUCAUCUAUGCACCAUUGUUAUGUCGAUUCGCUAAUCUGAGACACAACUGUCUACACUACUGUCACAAUAAAAAUGCAUUAUAUAGAUAUAAACAAACCAAGACACGUUGAAUGUUCGAGGAGCACUCCCAAAUCAUAGUCCUCGUGCUUGUUUAUUUCUAGUGCAUCUUUAUUGUAAUUGUAGUGUAGACAGUUGUGUCUCAGAUUAGCGAAUCGACAUAUAUGAAAUUAUUACGAAUUUCUUGUAAUAAAGUACGAAAAUCACACAGCACAAGUCAAAAUAAAAUAAACGGUUGAAUCAAACACAUUCGACAAACUUGUAUAGACGCGUCGCGUCAAUGUGGAUGAAUCAUCCCCGUUGUUCAACGAAGUUGAACGAAAGUAGAAAUUGUCUCAACUUCUUUCAACGUUCAAUUUUGUUCAACGCUUUUAUUGAAUUGCAAAAUACAUGAUUCAUUUUGGUUGAAUCAUCCACAUUGUUCAACCGAAUUUUAGUUAUCUAAUUACAAAAGUUAAUGUCCGCUUCAUUGGUCCCGUGUGUAAUAAUUAUGAGAUUCGGAUCAGUAAAUUUAUCCAACUAAGCCGUAUCAUAUCCGGUUACUUUUUCUCUUUUGUAUUUAGUCCAUUUCGAUUUCUCAAUUUGUUUCGAAACAUUAAUAAAUUGUAAACAUCUACUAAAAUUUUAAUGGGCUUUAAAAAUGUAUCCCAAUUCAACUAACACCUUGGCUACCGUGUGAGAUGCCGGCAUCUCACACAAGAUAUGACUAGUACCGUGUGAGACGCCGGCUUCCAUCGUUAUUAAAUGAUUUAAAAUACUAUAAAACAGCCUAGGAUAAAACGAGGGGUUUUAGUUUCUCGUAUUGGUUCCUAAAUAAGGUAGUGAAAUCAUAGUUACCAUGGUUUUCGAAAAAGUUUAAUAUAACGUGCAUAUCGUCGCCUUAGUACUAGUAACUUGAUAACUCCAAAAUUUACGUUUUUGACAUAACUAGUUCACAAAAUGUAUUUUAUUGUGUAAAAACUUGAUAACUCGCUCCAAACUAGUUAAGUAUUUAUUUAUGAUUGACGAAAGUUGAUAAAACUCAAAUGCCCCUAAUAUUCACUGCUAAAACUUGACAAGAUGAGUUAUGAAGUUAUUAUUUAAUCGAAAUAAUCGCGAAUACGACAUACAUUGAAUACUACAACUAGCUAACUUUAGUUAUCUAGUUGUAGCACGUGUUUUUCUGAAACCAUUGAGCUUACGACGUAAUUGGUAUUUGUUGAUUCGGUUCAUGUUAUUGCAAAAAUUCGAGAAUUGUCAGCAGAUCUAGCGACCUCCAUGGCGGAGGACUAAUUUUCACCAAAAUAAUGCUUAAAAUAUUAGUUUUGUUAAAAAGUUCAGUUAGAUACAACUUGACACGACAUGCGACAUUACCAAAUAUUAACAUUAUGGUAGUGCUAAAAGUUGAUAAAUUUACAAAUCCACGAGGAAAAUUUUCCUGUAGUUGGCUGUAUACCAUUACAAAAACAUAAAAUCCUUUUUAAAAGGUAUAUUUGUUAAAAUCCCUAUACAGGGCUACAUCAAAGAUAUAACUAGUUUUCGAUCGGUUGACCGAUCGUCAUCAGUGUAAUCUUAGAAUCUACAUGCUAACCACCAAAGUAAAAAUAUUUGGGUAAAAACCCUUUACAAUUGAUCCGUCAUAGGAACAUAAGAAGAUGUGAUUGGAUAUUUCAUGCAUCCAUGUUAUAAAUCACAUCUUCUUCAUAUGUUCCUAUGACGGAUCAAUUGUAAAGGGUUUCUACCCAAAUAUUUCUACUUUGGUGGUUAGCAUGUAGAUUCUAAGAUUACACUGAUGGUGAUCUAUCAACCGAUCGAAUACUAGUUAUAUCUUUGAUGUAGCCCUGUAUAGGGAUUUUAACAAAUAUACCUUUUAGCGAACGGCUCCACGGGCGAGAAAUUGACGCUAGCAGUAGCCGUAAAACUAACUUAAGGUUCCGCGGAACGGAAUAGGAAUAGCCGAACUGUACCGACUACAGGACUUGUGCGUAGUCGGUUCAGUUCGGCUAUUCCCAUUCCGUUCCGCGGAACCUUAACUUCAUUUUACUGCUACUGCUAGCGUCAAUUUCUCGCCCGUGGAGCCGUAGGCUUAUAAAGGAUUUUAUGGUUUUGAUAAAUUUACUUUCUCAUGUCAUUUUCCAUAUUGGAAAACAAAUUUGCAUUGUAUUCCUAAAUAGAUCAGUAGACAAAAAGUUAAGGAACAGUAUUUUAGAGCGGCAGAGUGAAUUCCGUAUUUACCAACAUCAUGGUAGCAGCACAAAUAUAUUUAAAAUCUUUAAACCCGUUUAUUUCAGAACUACUAAUUUCGAGUUAUCAAGUUAUAGUAUUAAGGCGACGAAGAUAUUGAAACUAAAAUGUGAUGAUAAAAUGAUACACAAUAUUUGGUACAAAAUUCCAAGUUAUUAGUUUUAAGUGAUAGGUAGCCAAGGUGCUAAUUCGAUGUCUGAAAAAACAAAACAGUUUUACCUUAACUUAAAACAUUUUAUAAAUGUUUGGGAGAGGCUUCUAUGUACAGAAACAUAUGUAGUCGUUAGCGUCAAUAUUAUAGUAGGAAUUAUUUGUUAAAAGAGGGUAGGCAUAAGAGUUUUUUUAUUUAUUAUAUUGUUCCUCCUAUUGACACAGAUUUUUGUUAGCAACUUACAAAAUAAAAUAAUUCGCUUAUCA